This is a messenger RNA of Elaeis guineensis (African oil palm), 905 nucleotides long. The record is from RefSeq and is a predicted model, not a curated record. Lineage: Eukaryota; Viridiplantae; Streptophyta; Magnoliopsida; Arecales; Arecaceae.
AGCAAGGAGGACCGGUAGUCACUAGUCAGAGACUCAGAGCGAGGAGUGGUCUCGUUUUCCGCUGGGCUCUCCCUGUCUCUCUAUCUCGUAGAGUGUCGGCACUCGGAAACUCCCAUCCUUUCUUUCUUUUUAACAAGCGUCAGGCGUCGCCUCCCCCCGUCGCCCCUCGUGUCGCUCACCGUCGCAUCCUCGGCCGAAGUUGGGGGUUUCUGGACUCCUCUCUCUCUCUCUCUCUCUCUGAGCUGUCGCUCCCUUGGCCGGAUCCCAGUAAAAGCUCUCGGCCCUUUCCUCCCCUUCCCGUCUUUAAAUUGAUCCCAUUGCGGACCUCUGAGGCCCAUACCAACUCUUCCGCUCUGGUUCUCUCCUCGCUCUUCCCCUCUUUUCUCUCUUCUUGAGGUGCUUCUGGAAGAGGGGAAAUGGCGGUGGAUCCGAGACAGGUGCUGGCGGCGUUCUUGACGAUCUCCAUGUUUGCGAUGCUUGGGAAUAUGAUCAAGAAGGACCACUUCGAUAAUGCGGAGGUGGGUCUUCUCACCUUAUCGUCAGAGCCGGAUAAUACAUAUAGUGUAAUGAGAGUUGAAGAUUCAGAAGAACGCAAAGGUUCUAAAGUGAAAGAAGGGCCUUGGAGUGAAUAUGGCCAAGGACUAAAAACUUGUUGGAAUAAACCUGCUAUAAUGGAGGCAGAGCAACCAAAAGGCUACAUUACGUUCUCUUUGACGGGUGGUCCUGAGUACCAUGUCUCGCAGGUAUCUUGGUCUCACAAUGUUUCUUGUUGGUUGUGCAUCUAAUGCUUCUUUGCAGUCUAUUUCAGUUAUGCAGGGCAAUAGUUUAAUAUUUGUAUUUCCGAUUGUUGGGUGGAUCUCUGAUCAGGACACCACCUCCCAAGAUCUUUUCGUACUAUGCGAUGC